AUGGACACUUUCCUAUUUACUUCUGAGUCUGUGAAUGAGGGACACCCUGAUAAGCUCUGUGAUCAGAUUUCUGAUGCAGUGCUUGAUGCCUGCCUUGAGCAAGAUCCUGACAGCAAAGUUGCCUGUGAGACUUGCACCAAGACCAACAUGGUCAUGGUCUUUGGAGAGAUUACAACCAAAGCCAAAGUAGACUAUGAGAAAAUUGUACGUGACACCUGCCGUACGAUUGGAUUUGUUUCAGAUCAUGUUGGCCUUGAUGCUGACAACUGCAAGGUCUUGGUUAACAUUGAGCAACAGAGCCCUGAUAUCGCUCAGGGUGUCCAUGGCCACCUCACCAAAAGGCCUGAGGAAAUUGGUGCUGGAGACCAGGGUCACAUGUUUGGUUAUGCCACUGAUGAGACCACUGAGCUUAUGCCUCUAAGCCAUGUCCUUGCUACCAAGCUUGGUGCCCGUCUCACCGAAGUUCGCAAGAAUGGGACCCUGCCAUGGUUGAGACCCGAUGGCAAAACACAAGUCACUGUUGAAUACUACAAUGACCAUGGGGCUAUGGUUCCAAUCCGUGUCCACACUGUUCUCAUUUCUACUCAGCAUGAUGAAACUGUUACUAAUGACGAAAUUGCUACCGACCUCAAAGAACAUGUCAUUAAGCCUGUUGUUCCUGCGAAGUACUUAGAUGAGAAGACUAUUUUCCAUCUUAACCCAUCAGGUCGGUUUGUCAUCGGUGGGCCUCACGGUGAUGCAGGUCUCACUGGCCGCAAAAUCAUCAUUGACACCUAUGGUGGUUGGGGAGCCCAUGGUGGUGGUGCCUUCUCUGGCAAGGACCCUACCAAGGUAGACAGGAGUGGUGCCUACAUUGUUAGGCAGGCUGCUAAGAGCAUUGUUGCCAGUGGUCUUGCUCGCAGGUGCAUAGUGCAGGUCUCAUAUGCCAUCGGUGUUCCUGAGCCACUAUCAGUGUUUGUUGACAGUUAUGGCACGGGAAAAAUUCCGGACAAGGAGAUUCUGAAAAUAGUAAAGGAGAGCUUUGAUUUCAGGCCUGGAAUGAUUGCCAUAAAUUUGGAUCUCAAGAGGGGUAGGUAUUUGAAAACAGCUGCUUAUGGACACUUUGGUAGAGAUGAUCCUGACUUUUCAUGGGAAGUGGUGAAGCCCUUGAAGUGGGAAAAGCCUCAAGAGUAA
This is a messenger RNA of Prunus armeniaca (apricot), 1173 nucleotides long. Lineage: Eukaryota; Viridiplantae; Streptophyta; Magnoliopsida; Rosales; Rosaceae. The record is from the annotation of a GenBank genome assembly.